AUGGCAGGGACGAAGAGAUCGCACGACGGAAUGAAGAUCGACCGCCCUUCUGCCUCGUCGGAGCAGACUUCCCCUUUCAUCCCCGUUUUCGAGUUCUUUCGCUCGGAGCUCGACGAGCAUCAUGAUCGAAGGGAGCGAAUUAUCAAAGUGUCACGCGAUGUCACUGCUCAGAGUAAGAAGAUAAUCUUCGCUCUUCAAAGGGCGCGGGAACUGGGGCGGCCAAUCCACGCAUCAAUAUCCAAGCAGAUCACCCCGAUGCACUCCACGAUUAGGGACCUGUUGCAAAGUAUCGUGCCCGACUUGCAGGGUAUCAAUGCCUGCCGCUACUAUGGUAACAUAACCGGCGGCAUCCAGGAGUUUAUGGAAGCUGUGCUAUUCCAGCACUAUCUGGCGACGCAACGGGUCAUGAGCUUCGACGAAGCGGCUGCCCAGCUCCCUGAAGGCCUUGUCCUGACGUACGAGGACUAUGUCCUGGGCUUGUUCGACAUGACCGGAGAACUCAUGAGGUUUGCCAUCACAUACAUGGCCACUAACGGACAAUUACCUGGCUCUGAGACAGGAUCAAGCUCUACCAUUCUUACGGAUAUGCAAUUGCUUCGAAGUGAGCUGGAGCGUCUGGAUGCUAGCGGCAGCUACAGCCUGUCGAGGGAUUUCUCGCAGAAGCUCAGGACGACGAGAACUUCGAUAGAGAAGGUAGAGAACGGGGUCUACAGCAUGAUUGUGAGAGGCAAAGAGAGACCCAAAGGGUGGAGGCCGGAUGUGUCUUUGACGGAUGCGCCCAGGGAAGCGGAUCAAGUGGACAGUUAUUGA
Molecule: messenger RNA, 810 nt
Organism: Capronia epimyces CBS 606.96
Lineage: Eukaryota; Fungi; Ascomycota; Eurotiomycetes; Chaetothyriales; Herpotrichiellaceae
Exons: 3
Coding region: 1-810 (269 amino acids)
Cellular component (GO): nucleus; cytoplasm
Molecular function (GO): RNA binding; sequence-specific DNA binding; RNA endonuclease activity
Source: RefSeq, a predicted model, not a curated record